Molecule: messenger RNA, 855 nt
Organism: Penicillium arizonense
Lineage: Eukaryota; Fungi; Ascomycota; Eurotiomycetes; Eurotiales; Aspergillaceae
Product: autophagy protein 5
Exons: 3
Coding region: 1-855 (284 amino acids)
Biological process (GO): nucleophagy; cellular response to nitrogen starvation; autophagosome assembly
Cellular component (GO): Atg12-Atg5-Atg16 complex; cytoplasm; phagophore assembly site membrane
Source: RefSeq, a predicted model, not a curated record
AUGGAGAACCGGGUGACUCUUGGCUCUAUCCAGAAGACCGUCUGGGACGGGCGCAUCCCACUGGAAAUUGUCCUGGCAUCAUCGGAAAGUCGAACUUUUGAUCAGACAGAUCCAUACCUCAUCUCAUACCCACGCAUCUCAUAUCUCCCCUCGUUGCUUCCUAAGCUUCGAGCAUUUUUCUCGAACUCAUUAAUAGAACCAGACUCCCAGCCACAUGAUGGUUGGUUCGAGUUCGAGGGAGUGCCUCUGAAGUGGCAUUACCCAGUCGGCCUGCUAUUUGACCUCUAUGCUGGAGCGGACCCUGCUUCAAAGACUACCUCAAUAGGUGACGAGUCCCCCGAUAGAGUUUCACCGUUACCUUGGAAAUUGGUAGUUCAUUUCAGAGACUGGCCGGAUGAGGAACUUGUGCGGCUUGAUGCCGAUGGUAUGGUCAUGAACGAUGCCUUCAUCAACAGCGUGAAGGAGGCGGAUUUCCUCCGAAACGGCACAGCAAAAGGCAUCAUGAGCCUUUCGAAAGAAGACUCGUCGGGACUCUGGAAGGCCGUCGAAGAUGAUGCGGAGUCCUCGUCCUUGAAAGUGGUACAGUCACCAAUUCCACCUUCAAUACCAGCGUCGAGCAUGCAGUCAAGUCAACUUUUGCCAUCGCGUGCCAGUCCAACUACCCAGACUCAAACCGUGGGGACUAUUCUGCACACGUUGCUACCAAAUCUCUUUCCUAGUCGGAGAACUCCUGUUCUCGCGAAGCCUGUUUUGCAUGGCGCUGUGAUACCUAUGUCGGCUCCAAUUGAGGAGGUGGUUAGAAGCUCUGCUUAUGGGGAUGGGUGGGCGUAUCUGGUCGUUCGGAUGAUGGGAUGA